Melanaphis sacchari is the source of this 2042-nucleotide messenger RNA. Its product is annotated as elongation factor 1-alpha. NCBI's taxonomy places the organism in Eukaryota, Metazoa, Arthropoda, Insecta, Hemiptera, Aphididae. The record is from RefSeq and is a predicted model, not a curated record. Gene Ontology annotation, molecular function: GTPase activity; GTP binding; translation elongation factor activity. The transcript has 7 exons. Gene Ontology annotation, biological process: translational elongation; translation. The coding region runs from base 155 to 1543 and encodes 462 amino acids.
GAUCGCUCUCUUUCUGUGUCUGCUCUGCUAUCGUCGUGUGUGCCGCUCGUCGAUUGAACAUUUUUCAACCGCCCGUAUCGGCUUCAUAGUCUUUUAGAGGAUUUUCAUCCGUUCGAAUCUUAAAUUUUGAUUGCAAGUCAACUACAAACUAAUCAUGGGUAAAGAAAAGGUACAUAUUAACAUUGUUGUCAUUGGACACGUCGAUUCCGGUAAAUCAACAACAACCGGUCACUUGAUCUACAAAUGUGGUGGUAUCGACAAGCGUACAAUUGAAAAAUUCGAGAAAGAAGCCCAAGAAAUGGGUAAAGGUUCUUUCAAAUACGCAUGGGUAUUGGACAAACUGAAGGCUGAACGUGAACGUGGUAUCACUAUUGAUAUUGCUUUAUGGAAAUUCGAAACUGCCAAAUACUACGUCACAAUCAUUGACGCACCUGGACACAGAGAUUUCAUCAAGAACAUGAUCACUGGUACUUCCCAGGCUGAUUGUGCUGUGCUUAUUGUCGCUGCUGGUACUGGUGAAUUUGAAGCUGGUAUUUCUAAAAAUGGACAAACCCGUGAGCACGCUCUAUUGGCCUUCACUUUGGGUGUGAAACAAUUGAUUGUUGGUGUGAACAAGAUGGACUCCACUGAACCACCAUACAGCGAAGCUCGUUUCGAAGAAAUUAAGAAAGAAGUCAGCAGUUACAUCAAGAAAAUUGGUUACAAUCCAGCUGCUGUAGCUUUCGUUCCCAUCUCUGGAUGGAAUGGAGACAACAUGUUGGAAGUUUCCGACAAGAUGUCAUGGUUCAAAGGAUGGAAUAUUGAACGCAAAGAAGGAAAGGCUGACGGUAAAUGUCUUAUUGAAGCUUUAGACGCUAUCCUACCACCCAGUCGUCCAACUGACAAGGCUCUCCGUCUCCCACUCCAGGACGUCUACAAAAUUGGUGGUAUUGGAACAGUCCCAGUUGGUCGUGUUGAAACUGGUCUUUUGAAACCCGGUAUGGUUGUGGUCUUUGCACCUGCUAACAUCACCACUGAAGUUAAGUCUGUAGAAAUGCACCACGAAGCUUUGGUAGAAGCUGUCCCCGGAGACAACGUUGGUUUCAACGUAAAGAACGUUUCAGUUAAAGAAUUGAGACGUGGUUUCGUUGCUGGAGACACUAAGAACAAUCCACCCAAGGGUGCUGCUGAUUUCACUGCCCAGGUCAUAGUAUUGAACCACCCUGGUCAAAUUUCCAAUGGAUACACUCCAGUGUUGGAUUGCCACACAGCCCAUAUUGCUUGCAAAUUCGCAGAAAUCAAAGAGAAGUGUGACCGUCGUACUGGUAAAACUACUGAAGCUAAUCCAAAGGCCAUCAAAUCUGGAGAUGCUGCCAUCAUUACCUUGGUACCAUCCAAGCCUUUGUGUGUUGAAGCUUUCUCAGAGUUCCCUCCCUUGGGACGUUUUGCUGUACGUGACAUGAGGCAAACUGUUGCUGUUGGUGUCAUCAAGAGUGUUAACUUCAAAGAUCCGUCUGCCGGCAAAGUAACAAAGGCCGCUGAAAAGGCCCAAAAGAAGAAAUGAAUAGGCGUAGCAGUAGCGCACACACGUCCUUCAGUUAGGUCAAACGAAAGUUGGCAUAGGUGUCAGAUACCAUCCCAACUUCUAAUACUAUCCAAAUGGCUGUUACAACCUUGUUUUCAUCGUAAAGAAUUCCGCAGGAAAAAAUCGUGUUGUGCUACUCAAUAUCAUGAUAACUUUGUUUUUUAUUUUUUAUUUUCAAGAAUUUUUAAAUUUUGUUUUAGUUAUGUUUAACUGAGUGAUAGGGAUGACAUAAUUAUAAAAAUAUUUUUUUUUAGUUAAUGUAUUUAUGAUGCAUUAUAAUUUAAAAAAUAUUUUUUAUAAACUUAGUUUAUAUAAUUUGUAUCUUUUACAUUUAUUUUUUUUAACAUGAUUUUAAUUACUGCAUCUAUGACUACAAUCCAUUUGGCCCAACUGAAAGCAUAGCCGCCGUCUAUACCUUGUGUUUACAUUUGUCUAAAAACAUCAACAAAUAAAACACUUCAAAACUAUUUUCUUUCCA